UCCUAAUGUCUAAUCUAAAUCUCCCUCCUUCCAAUUUAAAGGCAUUGCCCCUCAUCCUGUCAGUCCAUGCUGUUGUAAAAAGUCCCUCCGCAGCUUUCCUGGAGCCCCUUUCAGUACUGGAAGCUGCUCUAAGGUCCCCCCAGGCUGAACCCCAACUCUCUCAGCCUGUCCUCAUGCAGGAAGUGCUUCAGCCCUUGGAUCAUCUCCGUGGCCUCCUCUCAACCCAUUCCAAUGGUUCCAUAUCCUUUUUGUGUUUGGAAUGCCUGAACUGGAGACAGGGCUUCAGGUGGGGUCUCACGAGCAUGGAGCAGAGGGGGAGAAUCCCCUCCCUUGACUUGCUGCAGGUGUAAGGAUUAAGGCAGUUCAGAUUUGUCGCGUUGUCCUGCCAAAGCAGUGAUUGUCCAAAACCAGCACUGAGGAGGGGUGCAAGCGGGUUGUAGCCUCCAAACUGUCAGUGUGUGUCUCAGAGGGGUUAGAGCCGUCUCCUGAAUCUCAAAUCAGGCCGUGUCUCUUCCAAGGGCUUCUGCAAGCCUAGAUUUAUGGAAUUGUGUCAGUACAAGAAAAUACAUCUGCAAAUGCAUGCUACAACCUUCGCCCUGGGCAGUCCCAGGAUAAACCCAGUGCAGCGUGAGCUCCCAGCAUCCAGGUGUUUAUUUUUUGGAUAUUCCCAAAGAGCUGGCAGAGGAAGAGGUUUCUCUGCAGGGGAGGAACGGGAGGGCUGCAGCGGGCUCCGUCUUUUGGACUGAUCCCCAAACAAGCAGGUCUGGAGCCUUUCCAAAAGGCACGAGGGGAGGCUCUUCAUUUACAUCCCAGCAGAGGAAGCUGCUGUUUGAGUCAGAGAGGGGAUUUCUCUCCGCAGAACACGAAUGCCGAGAAAUCUUUUGAUCUCUAGGCUGAGCGAGCAAAGGGUUACGAAUCCCUGUCCCGUUUGAGCACUGGAUUGUGCUGCCCUGGGCGUUGGGGAUCUGUUCCGCUGUCUUGCGUUCUCUAGGGCUGAAAUGGGGACAGUGGGGCUGAGAUGAGAACCGUGGGGCUGAGAUAGGAACCGUGGGGCCAAGAUGGGAACCAUGGGGCCAAGAUGGGGCCCAUGGGCUUCUCCAGGGUGCGCCCAAGCAGAUGGCGCUCCUGCUUUGCGUGUCCGCCGCCGCCCAAGGCUGUCGAGGCAGGCGGUUUCCUGGAACCGGAUCCUCGGCCUCGACAGAGCCGCCUCUGCCAUCGCUGCUUGUAGCCAUGGACCUGCGAGCGGAGCUGCUCAAGUCCAUCUGGUACGCCUUCACCGCCUUGGACGUGGAGAAGAGCGGCAAAGUCUCCAAAUCCCAGCUCAAAGUGCUGUCUCACAACCUCUACACGGUGCUGUGCAUCCCCCACGACCCCGUGGCGCUGGAAGAGCAUUUCCGCGAUGAUGAUGAUGGGCCAGUGUCCAGCCAGGGUUACAUGCCGUACCUCAACAAGUACAUCCUGGAUAAGGUGCAGGAAGGUGCUUUUGUCAAAGAAAACUUUGAUGAGCUCUGUUGGACCCUGACGGCGAAGAAGAAUUACAAGCCCGACCGGAAUGGGAACAGCGUUAUAUCCCACCAAGAUGCCUUCAAGCUCUGGUGUCUCUUCAACUUUCUUUCUGAAGACAAAUAUCCUCUCGUCAUGGUGCCAGAUGAGGUGGAGUACUUGCUAAAGAAGAUCUGCACGGCCAUGAACGUGGAGCUGAAUUCCUGCGAGCUGGAUGACUACCUCUCCCAGGAGUCACAGGGGCAGGGGGGGCUGACAGUCUGGCAGUUCCUGGACAUGGUGAACUCAGGGCGGUUCCUGCGAGGCAUCGAGCAGGAGGCUGUCAGCAUGGCCGUGGAGGAGGUGUACCAGGAGAUCAUCGAGGACGUGCUCAAACAGGGUUACCUCUGGAAGAAGGGUCAGCUGAGGAGGAACUGGUCCGAGCGGUGGUUCAUGCUGAAGCCCAGUGUCCUGUCCUACUACAUGAGUGAGGAACGGAAGGAGAAGAAGGGGAGCAUCACGUUGGACAAGCACUGCUGCGUGGAGCUGCUGCCUGACCGAGAUGGGAAGAGGUGCAUGUUCUGCGUGAAGACCUCCUCCCGCACCUAUGAGAUGAGUGCCUCCGACACCCGGCAGCGCCAGGAGUGGACGUUAGCCAUCCAGACGGCCAUCCGACUGCAGGCUGAGGGCAAGAAGUCCCUGCACAAAGACCUGAAGCAGAAGCGACGGGAGCAGCGGGAGCAACGAGAGCAGCGGAAGGCGGCCAAGGAGGAGGAGACGCAACGGCUCAAGCAGCUCCAGGAGGAGAAGGAGCGGAAGCUGCAGGAGCUGGAGCUGCUCAAGGAGGCCCAGCGGCAGGCAGAGAUACUCUUGCAAGAGGAAGAGCAGCGGCGGAGGCAGCAGCACGAGGAGAUGCAGAGGACCCUGGAGAUCCAGCUGCAGGAGGCCGAGCAGGCUCGUGCCUCCAUGCAGGCGGAGAUGGUCCUAAAGGAGGCAGAGGCAGAGCGUCAACGCAAGCGCAUCCUGGAGCUGGAGGACAUGCAGGAACGGCUCCAGGAGGCCCUGCAGCAGGAGGUGAAAGCACGGCAGGAUGAGGAGGCUGUGAGAUAUGCACAGGCCAGGCUACUGGCUGAGGAAGAGGAGAAGCUGAAGCAGCUAAUGAAGCUGAAGGAGGAGCAGGAGGAAUACAUCAUCAAAACGCAGCGGGAGAAGCAAGUGCUCAAGCAGGAGAUGGAGAACAAGAACAAGUGUCUGGAAGAGGCACAGAAGCAGCUGGAAGAAGUGAGAGUGAACAGGCAGCGGGUGGACCAAGACGUCAUGGCGGCCCAGAAGAAGCUGCGACAGGCCAGCACCAACGUCAAGCACUGGAACGUCCAGAUGAACCGACUGAUGCAUCCCAUCGGGCCAGGAGAUAAGCGUACAAACGUGAGUGGAGGAGGCUUCGCUGGCUAUCAACCCCUCCUUUCCCAGAGAGAUUCCUCCCUCAAACUCAAGCAGAAAGCGGAGGAUAAAAGCGGUGUCCCUGCGAGGGAAAACAGCAAAGAAAACGUGAGCAACGGUGGGAACAGCAACAUACCGCCGUCUCCGGAUGCGGAAACCAUGGCCACAGAGCCCACCAACUAACCCGGCAGGAGGGCAGAGCCAGCACAUCCCUCCGAGCGGACGCAGUCAAUACGGCUCUCUCUGCAGAGAUAAGUGGGGACCAGCACAGAGCCUAGAGGUGACUACAUAUAUGGCAGAGACGCUCCCAUUUUCUUCAGGGAAGGGCUGCGGCCGUGACAUGCCAGGAGGCUCAGAUGCUGCGGAGAAGGCGGCUGGACCAUCUCCUCUGGGCUGCCCAGGUGUGGGAUCCGGACCCAACUCCCCAGACCCUGGUUUCCACCAUGACUAAAAAGGAAGCCACUGGUGGAUCUGGACCACAUGGCCCAGGGCUGCAGUUCCCCCUUGGUUUCUACCAGCAACUCUUCUGCAUCGCCCGCUGCGCCCCUGCGUGCGUAGCCUGCGAUGGCAGCUGCCAGGGAAACCUUGGCAGAUGGGAGCGGUGCCUUCUUGCCGCCCCCACAGAAAGGCUGGGGUGUCCUUAACCAAGACGUGCAUUCCCCGAAGGUGGUUGUUAGUCACUGGAGUCACGUAGAUGUUAGCAGAAACCAAGAAGCAAUAAAGCUUUUGGAGCCGCUGG
Molecule: messenger RNA, 3661 nt
Organism: Cuculus canorus (common cuckoo)
Lineage: Eukaryota; Metazoa; Chordata; Aves; Cuculiformes; Cuculidae
Gene: DEF6
Product: DEF6 guanine nucleotide exchange factor
Exons: 11
Coding region: 1117-3105 (662 amino acids)
Cellular component (GO): nucleus; cytoplasm
Source: RefSeq, a predicted model, not a curated record